Molecule: messenger RNA, 2620 nt
Organism: Aspergillus sclerotioniger CBS 115572
Lineage: Eukaryota; Fungi; Ascomycota; Eurotiomycetes; Eurotiales; Aspergillaceae
Product: Zn(II)2Cys6 transcription factor
Exons: 3
Coding region: 440-2245 (601 amino acids)
Biological process (GO): regulation of DNA-templated transcription
Molecular function (GO): DNA-binding transcription factor activity, RNA polymerase II-specific; zinc ion binding
Source: RefSeq, a predicted model, not a curated record
CCGAUUGCACAGUAGACUAGACUAGACUAGACUGAAGCUAAACUAAGCUGCCAUCGCAAGGCAUACUCAAUCAGGUUAGGGGCACGUGGCGCGGGGUUUCUGCGCCUCAGGCAUCCGGGCAGCGGGCAGCGGGCAGCGCAGCCUCAUCGUCUCAUCGCCUCAAGCUUCCUUUCAUUCUCGAUCUGCCUGUCCAUCGGAGAAUUCGUGUUCCAUGUUCGAUAGAUAGAGCGAGCUGUACCUAGCUCGAAAUCUCUCGAGAACCCAAUUCAAGUACCUUCUAUACAAAAGAAGUCGGGCUCCAGCAGGCUCUCCCCCCCCCCCUGAGCCUCGCACUGGUUACCCGAUUCAGCUGCAAGUCUACCUCCCCGCUUCGCUUCUCUGAUCAGAUCCGCGGACUAUAUACUUCUCCCGCCUUUUAAUCACACCCCGCUCGCCUAUUAUGGUCUUCUGCGGCAAGCCAAGCAAAGGUUGCGGCGAGUGCCGGACUCGCAAGAUCCGGUGCGACCAAGGCCGUCCAACCUGUUCACAAUGCGCCAAGGGGAACCGGAGCUGCCCCGGAUACCGCGACCAACUAUCCUUAAUGUUUCGGGACGAGAGUCAGCAGGUCAUCCGCAAGGCACGGUCUGGCACAACGGCGCGCAAAGCCAAGGCUUCUAGAAAACCAAGCCCGGAGAGUGGAAUGAUCACCCUCGGUGACAGUCGCACUACCACCGCUAGUAGUAGUCCGGCCCCAGCGUCAUCGUCAGCCAGUGAGAUUCUGCUGGGCUUUGAUGAGCUUGUUUCCCUGUCCCCACAAUAUCUGGAGAGUGAUCUGGUUCGCUUCGAUGAUGUCGUGUAUUUGUCCCCGCAAGGGCUGGAGCAGCAGAUCAUUCGACACUCCCUAGUCCUGCAGCCAUCAUACCAACCCACUCAAGACGAUGCCAUUUGCUUCUUCCUGCGGCAAAAUACUUGGAUUGGGCCUCUCUGGUCGGAGAAAGAGGCCACACCUACAUCAUCGCCCAGUCACAAGGCCAUGAUGGCUAGCUUGGCAUCCGUUGGGACGGCAAUGCUCUCCCGCGCGAGGAAGUCUACCGCGAUGAAAGUCGCCGCAGAGAAGGAGUAUGGACGUGCGCUGCAGCUCCUCACCUCGGCUGUUUCGGAUAAGCAGCAGGCAAAGUAUAACGCCACGCUUGCGGCCGUGCUUAUGCUGGCUAUCUUUGAAGUGGUUACUAGUAGGGGGGCGCGAGCUAUCGACAACUGGACGAAUCAUAUCGACGGGGCUGCAGCUUUGCUCGAGCUGCGAGGUGUAGAGCAACUUCAGGAAGAACAGGGGCUGCAGCUUUUCUUGAAGCUGAGAUAUCAAAUUCUUGCAAAGAUUAUCAGCUGUCUGCAAAAAGAAGCCAGGGUCCCCGAGUCUGUUCUGCACUGCGCCAAGGUUGCCAUGUUUCUACGACCGCAGUCCAUGGCCUAUGGCGACCGCCUAAUCACAACCAUGGGCCGACUAUCCAACCUGCGAGCUGAUAUCAACGAAAAGAUCUUGACGGAUCGGAAGAAGAUGCUUGAGGAAGCCUACAGUAUUGAGGCCGAGCUUAUGUCAUGGCUGACGUCCCAACCAGAGAACUUUGCAUACACCACUGUCGAAGGCCCCUGUCCUCAAUUCAGCUGGGGUCCUCGGCCGUACAAUAAUCGGUAUCACAUCUAUAGUGACUUCUGGGCCUGCAGCUCGUGGAAUCAUUACCGGGUCGCCCGGAUCAUCGUUAGCGACCUCAUCCUGACAUGUAUCCGAGAAUUAAACGCCGGAUCGCCACUGUCCACCGAUCUUGCCAGUCAUGCCGCGCAGAUCCGCAACACAGCCCGACAACUCGCCAGCGACAUCUGCGCCAGUGUGCCCUAUCAUCUCAGCGAUAAUGCCCUUGUAACGGCGACCGAACUUUCUGACACAGCCGCCUUGGAUGAGAUACCUGUUCAUCAGGGAUUUAUUCGCGGCAUGGUACUCCUCUGGCCGCUGGCUAUGGCGGGGAUCACCCGAGGGAAGGGCCACCCCUUACGCAAAUGGGUGCUUGACUGCUUCAACCUUAUCGGAAAUAGAAUGGGCAUUGAUCAGGCUCUAGCCUUGAUCGAGAUCCUGAAGAGCAACGGUCAAUUCGACGCACUGGUCUUGCCAGAGGACAGUGUCACUGUAAGCGAUGAUAAUCAAUAUAUCACGGGAGUGCCGCAGCUGGCCUGUGCCCCUGCUCAAAAUACAUAUUCAACUCAAGUGGCGUGACGCUGCGAACAUCCGAUGACGAUAGAACAUUCAGUGGCAGGCCACGUGGAACAGUCAAUGUAUCACUCAGCAUACAAAAUCUGGACAAUUUACUGAGGAAGGAUGUACAUGACAAAAUUAUUACCUCACAGUAUCUCAUAAUCAUCGAUUGCCAAUCCCUUUCAUUCUAGAUCCCCUGUCACCCAUCUAUCCAUCCAUUCAUUGAUCCAGACCCAACGAGGCUGUGCCGUGCGCCCACCCACCCCGCAGUCUAAGCCUACCUGUCAUACGGAACCACCCACCCUUUCACAAGGCAGUGCACUGUACCCUGCACCGUGGACAGUAACACACGGCACUUGUCUCCAUGCCCUAGCCUUAGGAAUAAUAAAUCAGCGG